AUGCCUAGUGUGGACAUAGAUGCUACUCAAUGGCAAAAGUUGACGCAGUCACGAGAAAAGCAAGCCACAGUGAUAACACCGCUGGGGAUGAUGGUGCUGGAGAUUCAAGGUGAACUGAAGUUACCUAAGGAUUUUGCAUCGCUGGCAAAGAAAGAUUCUCAACAUGAUGGAAGAUUUAGCGAACAAGGAGGCCAAACUAUAAUACGGUUUGGGUCGCUACAGAUUGAUGGAGAAAGGGCCACAUUGUUUGUCGGGAAGAAACAGCGUUUAUUGGGGAAGGUGACAAAGCUAGAUGUACCGAUGGGUAUAAUGCAUUUCAAUUCGAAAGAUAAUAAGGUCGAAUUAGUUGAUGUAAUGAAAUAUAAAAUUACCUUUAAAGAUAGGCCUCUACCUAUUAUGUAA
Messenger RNA from Saccharomyces paradoxus, 402 nucleotides. RefSeq names its product Ctf8p (gene CTF8). Gene Ontology annotation, cellular component: Ctf18 RFC-like complex. The record is from RefSeq and is a predicted model, not a curated record. Lineage: Eukaryota; Fungi; Ascomycota; Saccharomycetes; Saccharomycetales; Saccharomycetaceae. Gene Ontology annotation, biological process: mitotic sister chromatid cohesion. The transcript has a single exon. Bases 1 to 402 code for a protein of 133 amino acids.